Molecule: messenger RNA, 1070 nt
Organism: Orbicella faveolata
Lineage: Eukaryota; Metazoa; Cnidaria; Anthozoa; Scleractinia; Merulinidae
Product: alkaline ceramidase 2-like
Biological process (GO): ceramide catabolic process
Cellular component (GO): membrane
Molecular function (GO): hydrolase activity, acting on carbon-nitrogen (but not peptide) bonds, in linear amides
Source: RefSeq, a predicted model, not a curated record
ACACCUACAUAAACCUCUGAAGCUUUCACUUAAAGGCGCCCUUCACCCUACCCCUGCAAAAAUCUCCACCAUGUGUUAUAUCCGGAAAGCUUUGUAACCUCGCUCGCGCGCAAUUACCCGGUUUGUUUUGUUUACGUAUAAGAGAAGAAUAGAAACAUAAAAAUAUUACUAGACGUUUGGACCCUCAUGGUUAGUGCGAGUUUAACAAAGAAAAUACAGUGAGCAGCGAGGAGUUCAAGCAAAAUGCUGGCACAUUUUGCUAGGGGCAGCUCAGAAGUCGAUUGGUGCGAAUCGAAUUAUGCUCAUGUAGCUUUUAUCGCCGAGUUUUACAACACGGUCAGCAACGCCAUCUUCCUUGUUCUACCGCCUUUCUUCAUAUACCUGUUUCGUCCAUACUCCAAGCACGUCUGUUCCGGAGUGAACAUUAUCUGGGCUUUAUUCAUCGUGAUUGGAGUCAGUUCAGCGUAUUUUCACGCCACUCUCAGCCUGGUGGGACAGCUGCUUGACGAACUCGCCAUCUUGUGGGGUUUGAUGGUGGCGUUUGCCUUGUGGACGCCUAAGUGGAUGCUCGCUCACGGACCGUUUGGGGAAGACAGAGAGACGUUUCAGUAUGCUAUCCUGGCCUUAUCGUUGAUUUGUACUUGGCUGGGCUUUGUCUACCCUGUGGCUAACGCGUUCGUGUUGAUGACCUUUGGAGCUCCGUUUCUGUUCAUGCUGUUUGCUGAACUGAAAAGCUGUCAAAAUCUGAAAGUCAGGAGACUGGGAUUUACGUGUGCUGGAUGGUGGUUUGUUGCUGUGCUCUUCUGGGUGAACGACAGAGUAUUCUGUGAUAUAUGGAGGUCCGUGUCGUUCCCUUAUCUUCACUGCGCGUGGCAUAUACUGAUAUUUAUCGCCGGAUACACUGGUUGUGUCCUCGGCGCUUACUUCUACGCUGCAACGGAGUUUCCACAGCUUCGCCCAGCGCUGACCUUCUGGCCUUGUUGGUCAUCUGAAUGGGGAGUUCCCUACAUAGUGUUGAGGGGGAUUCCAAAAGAAAGCAACCCGUGAGAAAACAAUGUCACAGAGAGGGG